AUGGCCACCAACGGGACCCAAUCCAACCAGGCUGCCAAUAUCAUCACCGCGCUAGGGAAUGCAUUCAAGUCGCAGACGGGAGACCCUCUCUCUGGGGAGCGCAUUGCGCAGCUGCUCCUCCAAAACAUGGGCCAACUCGGGGAGCUCGCGAAGCAGGGCAAGCUGAACCAGCAGCAGAUCAUGCAGCUGAGAGAGUAUGCCGACAAGCAUAAAGCGGCGUUCACCUCGAAUACAACAGCUCCAACACAAGGUGUGCCCCCGCCGCAGCUAAACACUGCCAGCACGAGUACAAGCCAAGCACCACCGCCGAAGCCCGCCACAAUUAUACCUCAGCACGCUGCCUUCAAGGGCACCUCACCGACCCCGAUGCUCGGCUCAGCAUCCACAUCCCAGGAUACAUACCCAAUCAGCCAAACGCUGAACACGCAGAAUCCUGGACCUGUCGCGUGGCCGACGGCACAUCAGGGUCGACCUACGCUCACUGGUGGUGCAGCUGCAGGGAGAAUAGCAGGUACUCCAUCACAGACGAAGCCAUCAAGCGAAGAAGUGUUUGCAGCAGACGAUACACGAUCGCGGAGAAAGCCUACGCCUGGGGAUCAGAGUAUGCGUCGCUCGAUACAGGACCUAGUGUCCAGCCUUGAUCCAAACGUCAAGAUUGAACCCGAAGUCGAGGAUCUGCUCUUGGACAUAGCGGACGAGUUCAUCGACUCGGUCACAAACUUUGGCUGCCGGCUCGCCAAGCAUAGAGGCGGAGACACCCUUGAAGUGCGGGAUCUGCAACUACACCUCGAACGGAACCACAACAUACGCGUCCCUGGAUUUUCGUCAGAUGAAACACGCAUAACCCUUUCCCAACCCAGCGUAGCACCCGCGGCGCCACCUGGUGGCACGAAGAAGGGGACACAAGGUUCCCAAAUGACGCUGCGAAGCCACCGCCUUGCACAGGUACAACAAGCCAAGCGCGAAGCAAAACUUAUUUAA
Heterobasidion irregulare TC 32-1 is the source of this 981-nucleotide messenger RNA. RefSeq lists its product as uncharacterized. The transcript is spliced from 6 exons. Lineage: Eukaryota; Fungi; Basidiomycota; Agaricomycetes; Russulales; Bondarzewiaceae. The coding region runs from base 1 to 981 and encodes 326 amino acids. The record is from RefSeq and is a predicted model, not a curated record. Gene Ontology annotation, cellular component: SAGA complex; SLIK (SAGA-like) complex; transcription factor TFIID complex. Gene Ontology annotation, biological process: DNA-templated transcription initiation; RNA polymerase II preinitiation complex assembly. Gene Ontology annotation, molecular function: DNA binding; protein heterodimerization activity; TBP-class protein binding.